UUUGUCUGUGGUGACUCAUUAUUGUACCACCCCACACCCAGUGAGAAAAUCAAGGCUUUGAUGUAGGAUGCACCUCUGGAGUCCAAGGGAAGCCCUUCCAUUUGUACGUUCUUAUAGGUUCUAGGCAUCUAAUUCAUAACUGCCGUCUCCCGUCUCUUUUGUUGUCCUGAAAGUGAAGUGAAUCUACCCAGUUUUUGCUUUGUGGUCCUCCACACACUUCCUCUUCACAAGAAAAACAAUACCAAAAGAAAAAUUUUUGGGCUAGAUUCAAUGAGGAAGGGGUUUAUAUGCGAUUUGGGUCUCUAGAUUGAUGUUGUGAAAGCAGAAAGGGUUGGGGGGACAAAUAAUAAUAAUAAUAAAAAGAAAAAUGCGAAAAACAAGUGGGUUCCCUCCAAUCCAAUCCAUGGAGAUCUGUUUUGCUUGUUAACCCAUGUCCAAUUUGUUUCUGCCAUUGGAUUUUGAAUGCUAAGUCUCAGUCAUGAGGGCAUGGAUCAGUCUCUUUAUCGUCUCUGCUAUUUUGUGCUCCUAUUCGGCAGUUUUGGGCGAGACGGACGAGAAUGACCUCGCCAUGCUCGACGAAUUCCGGAAGGGAUUGGACAAUCCGGAGCUCUUGCGGUGGCCGGCCGACGGCAAGGACCCCUGCGGCGAGAAGUGGAAACAUGUCUUCUGCGACGGCUCCCGGGUGAACCAGAUCCAAGUGGCGGAGGUAGGACUCAGUGGUUCUCUUCCCCAAGAUUUUAACAAGCUGGAGAUGCUCAAUAAUCUUGGCCUCCAGCGAAACAAUUUCAGCGGACCGUUGCCGUCUUUCAGCGGGCUGUCCAAUUUACAGUACGCCUAUCUCGGCGGCAAUCGGUUCGACUCCAUUCCCUCGGAUUUCUUCGUCGGCCUCACCAAUCUGCAGGUCCUCUCUCUGAAUCAGAACCCUUUGAAUCAGAGCACCGGGUGGAUGCUGCCCCAGGAGUUGGAGAAUUCCGCCCAGCUGAUGAAUCUUUCUCUGAUAGGUUGCAAUCUUGUCGGGCCGCUGCCGGAUUUCUUGGGGAAGAUGUCUUCCCUAGAAGUCUUGCAGCUGUCUUACAACAAUCUCUCGGGUGAGAUCCCUGUGAGUUUCGCAGGGUCCAAUGUCCAAAUUCUGUGGCUCAACAAUCAGAACGGGCCGGGGUUCGGCGGCUCCACCGAUGUCAUCGCCUCCAUGACAAUGCUCGUCGAUGUCUGGCUUCACGGGAAUGGUUUCACCGGCCCGAUCCCGAGCGGGAUUGGGGCGUGCACUUCUCUGACGCGCCUGUGGCUCAACAACAACCAGCUCGUCGGCGUUAUCCCGGAGAAUUUGACCACCCUGUCGGAGCUCCGGUCGCUGCAGCUGGAUAACAAUCAUCUCAUGGGCCCUAUUCCAAAAAUGAGCUUCCACAAUUUCACCUAUUCUUAUAACUCCUUUUGCCAGUCUGCCGUUGGCGUUCCUUGCUCGCCGGAAGUCACUGCGCUUUUGGAUUUCCUCCAAGGCUUGAACUACCCGCUGGAGCUUGCGAGAUCGUGGUCUGGUAAUGAUUCUUGCUCUAGCUGGUUAGGGAUAUCCUGCAAUAGUAAUAAUAAGGUGUCUGGCAUAAUUCUGCCUCACUUUCGAUUGAAUGGCACAAUCAGUCCUUCCCUUGGUAAUUUGGAUUCUCUCACCGACAUUAGACUUGAUCGAAACAAUCUUACAGGCGCGAUUCCUGGAAAUUUAACAAGCUUGAAAUCCUUAAAAAUGUUGAAUCUUUCUUCAAACAACCUCUCUCCUCCUGUUCCAGGGUUCACUAAUGGCGCGACUGUCCUUGUGUAUGAUAAUCCAUUGUUCCAAUCUAAAAAUUCUCCAGGAUCUCCACCUAGCGGUCGCUCGCCAUCAGAGGGUACACCACCUCCCGCUGGUCCAUCUUACUCUCCGAGUGGUGGGGGAUCUAAAUCGAUCUCAAGAAGUUCUCAGAAGAAGAAUGUUCUGAUAAUUGUAAUCCCGAUUGCAGUUGGUGUUUCGAUCAUAGCACUAGUCUCUCUAUUCUUGUGCUUCUGUCAGAAGAGAAAAAAGAGUGCUUUUACAGCCCCAAGUUCCGUUGUUAUCCACCCUAAAGACCCAUCUGAUCCGGACAACAUGGUAAAAAUUGCGGUUGCAAAUAACGCCGGCAACAGCACAUCUGCUAGUGAUCUUCAGAGUGCAAAGAGUACUAAUACAAGUGAUGUUCAUGCAUUCGGCCGAGGGAACUUUGUAAUAUCAGUUCAAGUUCUUCGUAAUGCAACACAAAAUUUUGCUCCAGAAAAUGUCCUUGGAAAGGGUGGAUUUGGGGUAGUUUAUAAAGGAGAAUUGCAUGAUGGAACAAUGAUAGCAGUUAAGAGAAUGGAGGCUGCUGUCUUGAGUAAUAAGGCAUUAGAUGAAUUCCAGGCAGAAAUUGCUGUUCUUACAAAGGUCCGACACCGUAAUUUGGUAUCUAUAUUGGGUUAUUCUGUAGCAGGCAGUGAGAGGCUUCUAGUUUAUGAAUACAUGUGCCAAGGAGCUUUGAGCAAGCAUCUUUUUCAGUGGAAGCAGCUUGGUUUGGAGCCAUUGUCUUGGAAAAAGAGGCUUAAUAUUGCAUUGGAUGUUGCACGUGGGAUGGAGUAUCUUCAUAACUUGGCUCACCAUUGCUUCAUCCAUAGAGACCUCAAGUCAUCGAAUAUACUGCUUGGUGAUGACUACCGGGCAAAAGUUGCAGAUUUUGGGCUUGUCAAGCUUGCACCUGAUGGAAAAAAUUCUGUAGCAACUAGGCUUGCAGGAACAUUUGGAUAUCUAGCUCCUGAAUAUGCUGUGACUGGAAAAGUCACAACAAAAGCUGAUGUCUUCAGUUUUGGAGUAGUGCUAAUGGAGCUAGUGACUGGUUUGAGGGCACUUGAUGAGGAUCGGCCUGAGGAAAGCCGAUACCUAGCUUCUUGGUUUUGUUUCAUGAAAACCAGUAAAGAGAAGCUCAAUGCUGCCAUUGACCUGUCCCUUGAUUUCACAGAUGAGACAUUUGAAAGUAUAUCCAUUAUUGCGGAACUUGCAGGCCAUUGUGCUGCACAAGAACCUCACCAACGGCCUGACAUGGGCCAUGCAGUAAAUGUGCUAGCCCCACUGGUUGAGAAAUGGAAACCCAUUAAGGAUGAUCAAGAAGAAUAUUUGGGCAUCGACUUUCGCCAACCUCUCCUGCAAAUGGUAAAAGGAUGGCAAGCUGCUGAUGGUACCACCUCAGAUGUCAGUUCAUUAAACCUUGAUAACAGUAAGGAAAGCAUUCCAGCUAGGCCUGCUGGAUUUGCAGAGUCGUUCACUUCUGCAGAUGGCCGGUGAAUAUAUGUAGUAUGUAUCAUUUGCUUGUUUUGUAAUUGUCCUUAUAGCAAAUCUUCUCUUAAUUUUCAGUCCAUGUAGAUAGAUAUCUUUUGAGGGAUUUCAUGCUUGUGUCAAUGUGAUUUUUCUAUUUGGUUCUGUAAUUAUUCAUAGUGGAUGAAACUAGAUGUCUCAUGCCAAUGCUAUCUUAUAUCAAUUAUAUGGGAUCAAUGGGGAUGGAAGUCCCUUUCUGUUUUGUCA
This is a messenger RNA of Elaeis guineensis (African oil palm), 3556 nucleotides long. Lineage: Eukaryota; Viridiplantae; Streptophyta; Magnoliopsida; Arecales; Arecaceae. The record is from RefSeq and is a predicted model, not a curated record.